UUUUAAUCCCCCAAAUUAUAAAUCAAUCGUUUUAAUACAAGAAAAGCACGGACGCUUCGCAAGUCGUGUAAGAAUAGCGCCACAAUGGAUACCACGACUCAGAGUCCACAGGAGCACGAUGCUGCUCUCGAAUACCCCCAGAAAGCUGAUCUACGGACAAUGUUCUCGCAAAAUCCAGUGCCAAACAUCACACCGGGGACCAUGGAACCCGAUAGCAUGUGCGGCGAUGAACCCACCAUUCAAGCCCUUACGUUGCUGAAGACCUUCAAUGAAGCUUUAGCUACUGGAGAUGUUCCAAUGUUGCAAAACUGUUUCUUCCCUGAACAAGCGUACUGGAAAGACCAGCUGGCAUUGACUUGGCACUUGCGAACAUUCAUGACUCCAGCGGUCAUUUCGGCCGCUUUGUUGGAGACGAAGACCCUUAGAGGCAUUGACGGAUCCUUUGAGCUGGACGGUCAGGCUCAUUUCGUACCAGCGACGCCUGUGCUGCAAUUCAUUGACUGUAAAUUUACCUUCCGGACUGGAUCUCCAGCUGCGACUGGCAAUGGGCGGUUAUUGCUUUUGCCCACUACAGCUGACGAGCAGACCCAAGACGACAAGUCAAUCUCAUGGAAGAUCUGGGUUUUGAGUACAAAAGUUGAUAGUUUGGACAUCUGCACCGAAGAUGUGACUCUUCUUCAGUCCCCUGGCCGAGUAUUGCCUUACGCAGCAAGUGUCGACACAGACGUUUUGAUUGUGGGAGGAGGUAAUGGUGCCAUUUCUCUCGCAUCGCGUCUCAAAACACUGGGAGUGGAAAGCAUCAUGAUAGACAGGAAUGCUCAUGUUGGGGACAACUGGGCUUUGAGAUAUGAUUGUAUGCGCUUUCACAUCGCCACCUCGUUUUGCGAGCUGCCUUACAUGCUGUAUGACAAAGAACUACAAUCACCUCAUUUGCUCAGUAAAGAUGAGCUGGCGGAACAGGUCAGAAGCUAUGUCAAGGCUUUCAAUCUCAAUUUCAUCACAUUGGCUGAGAUCAUUGAGACGAUACAGCUACCUGAUGAGCGAUGGAGUGUAAGAUUCAAAACACCUGCGGGAAUCUACACCAUCAACACACAUCACUUAGUCCAAGCCACGGGUAUCGGUUCACAGAGGCCCAACAUGCCCAUAAUCAAAGACGCACACAUCUAUCCAGGGAUCAAAAUCCACUCGAAACAAUACAAAAACGCCAACCAGCUGCGAGACCAAGGUGUCGACACCGUUCUCAUCAUUGGCUCAGCAAACACGGCAUUCGACAUCCUCGAAGAUUGUCACAAUUCCGGGCUCAAAACCACCAUGAUCGUACGAUCCCCGACAUACAUCUGCCCUCUCCAGUACGUGACAAGUAAACUUGGUCUCGGCGCUUACGAUGAUGGAGUCGAAGCAGCUGAUCAGCGCUUCAUGACCAUUCCAACAGUCCUAGAUGGCCAGCUUGCUAGAGAUCUAUUCAGACACUUCGCUUCGCUUGAACCAGACCGCUAUUCAGAUCUAGCUGCUGCAGGAUUCCCUGUGUACGAUAGCCAAGAUCCCAAAGCUGCGUUGGUAGCAAACUUACUCGAAACUGGGGGAGGUCACUACAUUGAUACCGGAGCGACCUCAUUGAUAGCCGAGAAAAAAGUAGGUAUCAAAGCCAACGUCGAACCAACAGUAUACACUGCUACCGGACUGCAGUUCUCAGAUGGCAGCACCCUCGAUGCUAAUGCUGUGAUCUGGUGCACUGGAUACUCAGACAAGAAUGCGCGAGAUACAGCCAGUGAGAUAUUCAAGACUGAGAUACCUGUUGAUGCGACCUGGGGACUGGAUGAGGAGGGCGAGAUUCGUGGGAUGUGGAAAAGGCAUCUAAGAGUGGAGAAUUUUUGGGUUGUGGGUGGGUAUACGUCGCUUCAUAGGUGGCAUUCGAGGACGUUGGCGUUGCAGAUCAAAGCUGCUUUGGAGGGCGUGCUUCCUCCUGCUUAUCGGGAUGCGCCUGAAUGUACGGGUGCAUAAGCUAGGUCUCUCAAAAGUAGUAACCCUUACUAGAGUCUCUUAACAUGGCAGACCAUUCGUUUGAAUUAUUCUCUUGGAGAAAUAAAAGAGGCGGUGGUUCUGAGCCGGAAGUCGCGAGGGCGACCUUGACUUUAGUCCAGAUCACAAAGACGGCUUUUGUUGCGUUGAGUGCUCGUCUCGGACCUCCUCAAACUUUAUUUUAAAAACAACACCUUACAAGCCUUGCUAGAAAAC
Messenger RNA from Cadophora gregata, 2235 nucleotides. RefSeq lists its product as uncharacterized. The record is from RefSeq and is a predicted model, not a curated record. Bases 85 to 2001 code for a protein of 638 amino acids. Lineage: Eukaryota; Fungi; Ascomycota; Leotiomycetes; Helotiales; Ploettnerulaceae. Gene Ontology annotation, molecular function: monooxygenase activity; flavin adenine dinucleotide binding. The transcript is spliced from 3 exons.